AUGGAUGAAAGGAGAGAAAACGAUAGUGAUGGUGCUGCUUCUGGUGGUUAUGGAGGUCCAAAGCAACUGGUAAUUCGUCCGGAUAUGGUGACCGUAGCUCAAAAAUUCAUGAUGACGCCACAGGUCUGUUGGACGUCAUUGGAGCAACAGAACAAUUUCCUGCUCCAGAAGGGUUUAACGCAGGGAGAAAUUGAUGAAGCCAGAAGAUCUGUCCAGGUAGUAUUAAAUUUGGAUUUCAUUUCGAAUAUUUGUGAAAAUACGAGACUUGGCUGCCGUUGCAUACUACAGCUUCAACCUUCUUUCCCCAAUGAAAAUAGCGAGGCCUUCGGCAUCGUUGAGCUUAACAACGGCGAGCGGUCCGCAGCCGGGAAGUUCUACAUUGGUAAAUUGGACAGCCGGGCAAUAAAUGAUUUGUUCGGUUACUUCUUGAGAUAUUACUUGGUGACAAGACAAGGUCGUGGAAGCGAUGCGCAGGAUUGCAAGAUGAGAAGAGAUCGAUGCAAUGGUACUGCUUCAAUUGACGACUCGUUGGCUGUCAACGACCCGACUACCUCCUUAUCCUCACCACAACCCUCCAGUUCUUGGAUGCGUUUUGCAAAAUGUGCACUGAUGUUCACUGGUCUCUCGUAUGCGAGUUGGCAGUUUUUACAGAAAUUCAUCUUACCGCGUUGUUUUGGCGUCCGCGAGCGCAGUGACGACCAGAUGCUCUUACUGCAGGCAAAGGUCUAG
This is a messenger RNA of Gongylonema pulchrum, 729 nucleotides long. NCBI's taxonomy places the organism in Eukaryota, Metazoa, Nematoda, Chromadorea, Rhabditida, Gongylonematidae. The record is from the annotation of a GenBank genome assembly.